Molecule: messenger RNA, 5565 nt
Organism: Leptonychotes weddellii (Weddell seal)
Lineage: Eukaryota; Metazoa; Chordata; Mammalia; Carnivora; Phocidae
Source: RefSeq, a predicted model, not a curated record
UUAAGUACAUUCACAAUGUUGUGCAACCAUCACUACUCUCCAUUUCCAAAAUGUUCCGUCACCUCAAACAGAAGUUCUGUACCUGCAAAACAGAACGGACAUACCUCAUUUUACUGCGCUUUGCUUUAUUGUGCUUCACAGAUCUGUUUCUCACAAAUGGAAGUUUGAAGCAACCCUGCGUCAAGCAAGUCUGUUGUUGCCAUUUUUCCAACAGCGUUUGCUCACCGCAUAUCUCUGUGUCACAGUUUGGUAAUUCUCACAGUAUUCCCAACUUUAUUGUUCAUUAUGGGGAUCUGUGAUCCGUGAUCUUUGAUGUUCCUGUUGUCAUGGGUUUUGAAGUACCAUGAACCGAGCCUAUGUGAGAUGGGGAACUUAACCUAUAAAUGUUGUGUGUCCUGACUGCCCCACCAACCCACCACUCCCUUUCUCCCUCCCUCUCCUUGGGUCUUCCUAGUCCCUGAGACAAAACAAUAUGGAACUUAGGCCAAUUAAUGACCCUACAGUGGCCUCUGAAAGGAAGAGAUCCACGUCUCUCAGUUUAAAUCAAAAGCUAGAAAUGAUGAAGCUUAGAGAGGCAUAUUGAAAAUUUAGGCCGAAAGCCAAGCCUCUUGAGCCAAAUGUUAGCCAAGUUGUGAACGCAGAGGAAGUCCUUGAAGGAAAUUAAAAGUGCUACUUUAGUGAACACUCGAACGAUAAGAAAGUGAAACAGCCUUAUUGCUGCUAUGGAGAAAGUCUGAGUGGUCUGGAGAGAAGAUCAGACCAGCCACCGCAUUCCCUUAAGCCAAAGCCUCAUCCAGAGCAAGGCCCGAACUCUCUUCAAUUCUGUGAAGGCUGGGAGAGGUGGGGAAGCUGCAGGAGAAAAGUCUGAAGCGAGCAGAGGAACGGCGAAUCAUCACACUCCUCUCGGUGGGCGUACGAGGACUUGGGCUGGGAGCAUGUGGCGCGUCCUGCGAGGCUGGAGGGGAGGACGUCUGGGCCCCUGGGGAGCCGUGGGGUGGCAGCGGCCCCCCAGCGUCCGCGCGCUGGCCGGCGCGGGCUCCGGGAGAGGGGACGAGUACAGUCACGUGGUGGUGGGUGCGGGCUCCGCGGGCUGUGUGCUGGCCGGGCGGCUCACCGAGGACCCCGACAAGCACGUGCUGCUGCUGGAGGCCGGGCCCAAGGACGUGCUCGCGGGCAGCAAGCGGCUCUUGUGGAAGAUCCACAUGCCCGCGGCCCUCGUGGCCAACCUGUGCGAUGACAGGUACAACUGGUGCUACCACACGGAGCCGCAGCCGGGCCUCGACGGCCGGGUGCUGUACUGGCCGCGCGGCCGGGUCUGGGGGGGCUCGUCGUCACUCAACGCCAUGGUCUACAUCCGCGGCCACGCCGAAGACUACAACCGCUGGCAGCGGGAAGGCGCGGCGGGCUGGGACUACGCGCGCUGCCUGCCCUACUUCCGCAAGGCGCAGAGCCACGAGCUGGGCGCUGGCACGUACCGCGGCGGCCAGGGCCCCCUGCACGUGUCCCGGGGCAGGACCAACCACCCGCUGCACCGCGCCUUCUUGGAGGCGGCGCAGCAGGCCGGCUACCCGCUCACCGAGGACAUGAACGGCUUCCAGCAAGAAGGCUUCGGAUGGAUGGACAUGACCAUCCACCAAGGCAAGCGCUGGAGCGCAGCGUGCGCCUACCUGCACCCGGCACUCAGCCGCCCCAACCUCACGGCCGAGGCGCAGACGUUUGUGAGCAAGGUGCUGUUUGAGGGCACCCGCGCGGUGGGUGUGGAGUACGUCAAGAACGGUCAGAGCCACAGGGCUUACGCCAGCACGGAGGUGAUUCUGAGCGGGGGUGCCAUCAACUCUCCACAACUGCUCAUGCUCUCGGGUGUCGGCAAUGCAGAUGACCUCAAGAAGCUGGGCAUCCCGGUGGUGUGCCACCUGCCUGGAGUGGGCCAGAACCUGCAGGACCACCUGGAGGUAUACAUCCAGCAGGCAUGCACCCUCCCCAUCACCCUGCACUCAGCGCAGAAGCCCCUGAGGAAGGUCUGGAUUGGUCUGGAGUGGCUCUGGAAGUUCACAGGGGAUGGAGCCACGGCACACCUGGAAACAGGAGGGUUCAUCCGGAGCCGGCCUGGGGUCCCCCACCCGGACAUCCAGUUCCAUUUCCUGCCGUCCCAAGUGAUUGACCAUGGCCGGGUCCCCACCCAGCAGGAGGCUUACCAGGUGCAUGUGGGGACCAUGCGGGGCACGAGCGUGGGCUGGCUCAAACUGAGAAGUGCCAACCCCCGGGACCACCCUGUGAUUCAACCCAACUACUUGUCAACAGAAACCGACAUUAAGGACUUCCGACAGUGUGUGAAGCUGACCAGAGAAAUUUUUGCCCAGAAAGCCCUGGCACCAUUCCGGGGGAAGGAGCUCCAGCCAGGAAGCCACGUGCAGUCAGAUAAAGAGAUAGAUGCCUUCGUGCGGGCAAAAGCAGACAGCGCCUACCACCCCUCGUGCACCUGCAAGAUGGGCCAGCCCUCUGAUCCCACGGCCGUGGUGGAUCCACAGACCAGGGUGCUUGGGGUGCAGAACCUCAGGGUGGUCGAUGCCUCCAUCAUGCCCAGUGUGGUCAGCGGCAACCUUAACGCCCCCACAAUCAUGAUCGCGGAGAAAGCAGCAGACAUCAUCAAGGGGCAGCCUGCACUCUGGGACGAGGACGUCCCUGUCUACAAGCCUGGGACCCUGGCCACCCAGCGGUGAGGCGGUCACUGCCCGAGAAGCCUCCUGCCAAGCCAAGAGGGUCAGCACAGCCCCUGCCCCCCCGUGCCCUUUCCUGAAACUGUCCAGAAUAUUACAGUUCAGUGGCUGAGAAUGUGUAAUUGCUUAGGCUGGAAGACCGGUAUCAGGCAGCGAAACAGGUUUCUUUUCCCCAGCAUUUUCCUGUGGGCGCCCCCCCCCACCACCACCCCCUGAAGGGGCAGUAGAGGGGACUGGGGGGGCAGGGCAGUGGAGGAGUAUGGCUAACUGCUGCCAUGGCCUUAUCUUAUACUCCAUGGCACUCUGCAACCCAGGGUCUUGGUCGGACAUGAGGGAAGCGGUUCUCUCCCAGGGCUCCCUUUUAAUUAAGGCAAGCCGCUCCAGAGGCUGGGUGCUGCCUAGACGGCACGGGGUUCUCGCGGUGGGGGGGCAUCCUCUGCCUCAGGCUGCCGGCUGUAGCUGAGGCCCGUGCCUAAGCCUCCAGUGUCCCCGUUCAGAGGGAAGGCUGCCUGCCUGAAGAAACACAGGCUUCUUUCUCUUCUGCUUCCUGAGUCCCCUCCCAGUUGGGUCACUCUGAGGGCCCACCUCUCCAAUGCUCUGGUUCUUACUAAGCACAGCCCGAUUUCUGGACCUUGUUCAGAGAAGAGUCUGGAGAGUCUCUUCACUACCAUAGGUUUCCUGAUUUUGCAUUUUAAAUGGUUUUCCUGUUACCAGGGAAACCUAGAAACCUAGAGCAAACCCCACAGACCAGACCUCUGCUCCAAGCCGAAGCAGCUAGUCCAAGAGGAUGCUUUCCUGUCAGCCUGGGGAGGCAACUCGCAGUGGACGAAACUGGCUAAUUCGUAUUCCGCAGCCAUCCACAGGAACAGACUGGGAUGGAGCUGAGGCUGAUGGAAAAAAACAGUUGAGGCACACUAUAUACCUGAUCCCGUGAAAAUAAAUGGGCAAAGGUUUGAGUUUUGGGGGGGGCGGGGGGAAACCAGAUACAAGUAGCAUUUAAAAUAGCUCUUUGAUCUUUCAACUUCCUAUAAUUCAACAACGUAAUCCAGUAACUGAUUUUUGAAUGGAGAUGCCUUAGCCAGACUAUUCUUACAAGGUAAUGAAAACUAAAUGAAUUUUGGAUUGAAGAUCUCUGAAGCCACCAUCUGCGGCAGGGGAGAAAAGACUUGUGCCCUGGAAACCUGCCCCGGAACAAGGAGGGGAGGGAAAGGGGGCAUUCCAGGCUUCGCCCAGGAUCAGAGUGGACUGAGAUGGCUUGGAGGCCAGACAGCCACAGCUUGCCAUUGUAAGACUUUCCAGAAAGAUGGGAAGAAGAAAACCAUCACACCUCUCCUUCCUUCACAAAUUUGAAAUAGCUCUGGUUUCAUCUUACCUGCCUCUUGCUUUAUUUUCUGUUCCAAGGGAGGGUCUAAGAGGGCCAAGAGAGAGGUUCCCCAUCUGUCCCGCAGCCGUGGUCCACAUCCACCAUACUCGGGGUCCCGGGACCGCCUGCAGGGGUGAAAGAACAGUGGGGCAGUGCGGGCCCCAACCCCCGCCCCCCACCCCGGCUCAGAGGGCCAACGAGUAGCAAGUUGGGUGGGUAGAGGGGUCCCAGGCCUGCGUGUGGCCGUGGCGCAGCCAUGCCGUUCCGUGGUCUCUGUGUGCUGCGGUGGUCUCCGUCUCUGGGACAGCGGCUGGCUUGCUACUGUGCCUGCAUCAUAAGCAGAAUGACCUAUUGUCAGAGGAGGUGCGUCAUGCUGUAUGGGCGGCCAGAUGACAUCUGGGCCCCUCCCCUACUCUUGGUCACUGAGCCUUGUUCCACACGAUCACGCAAUUUAGCCAUGUGCAGAAAUGAGUUCUCAGAAGAGAAGAUGGUGCGUGUUCUACACCCAGGCCCCACCAAAGUCAGAGCGGAACACUGUGCUGUUGGGGUUCAGCCACAGGGCAGAAUAUUGAGCUUAGGGGUGGCGGCUUGCUCGAGCCCUGACAGCUGAGUGUGCCGCCGUCUGGCAGAGUGGAACCUUGGCCCGCGUCGCUGCAGUGGGCUGUCACCAAGUUCCACUGCCAUGAGGGAACCCUGGACCUCAGAAAGAGGGCUGUUGGCUGAGGAAGCCCGAGAGGGGAGAAGAGUGCCCAUUGGGUCAGGCAGCCCUUGGGGCACCCAGACACCAAGCCAGCACUCAGCCCUGGGAGGAAGCUUAUUUAAGCCCCUUAGCAAAGAGCCCAUGAUACUAACCAAUGGAAGAAUGUACUUUGCAAACAAUGGUUGAAAACGUGUAACCGAGCUGUGUUUGUACCUGGAUCAGGCUCCGAGCAUGGACCCCUUCGAAGAAGCCUGUGUGUUCCAGCUGCUGCACAAGCAGAAGGUUCUUCCAGGUUGAACGGGGGACAGAAGGCACAGCUGGAGGAGUGGCCCGCUGGCAGCUGGACCAGGAAAUGGCAGGCCCUGGUACCCAGCUCCCUGCUCCUGGCUCCUGGACGCCCAGCCUUCCUGCUUCCAGGGCCGACUGUGGGAAUCCUCAUUUCCAUAAAUGCAAAUAGAGCCUGUCUCCAGCCAAACCCUCUUCCUCCCCACAAAGGCUGUUUCCUGUCUCCACCAACUUAACAUCAGAUCUAAUACCUACAUCCUUUUCUCUUAAAAAACCAGAAGAAAGCGCACGCCCUCUCCACCAGCCCAGUCUUGAGAGGCGAGCAGCCUCCCCAGUCCUCUCUCCUGCCGCCAUCCCCACUGGGUGUUUGCAAGGCCGCUCUCGCUGGUGCUCCCACGUUGGAGGCAGAGGCCCCAGGCCUGCUCCCCAUUCUCCUGCCUUCUCAGGUCCCCAGGAAAGAAGGACUAUCCUUUUGGAGAAAUAAAAACUUUAUCAACACA